CUGCUGCCGCCGCCGCCGCCGGCUCCCCCGCCCGCCCCGCGCCGCCGCCGCAGCCCCGCCAGACGCAGCGCGGCUCGGAGCGCGCACGGAGCCUCCCGCAGCCGCCGCCAUGGCCCGGAACCGCCGGGACAGGAGCAGCUGGGGUAGUUUUGCAGACAAGACUUACGAGUGGAGCUCUGAGGAGGAGGAGUCAGUGAGGAAGGCAGGGCCAGUGCAGGUCCUCAUUGUCAAAGAUGACCACUCCUUUGAGCUGGACGAAGCCGCCCUGAACCGCAUCCUCCUCUCCGAGGCUGUCAGAGAUAAGGAGGUGGUGGCUGUGUCCGUGGCUGGAGCUUUCAGGAAAGGAAAAUCAUUCCUGAUGGACUUCAUGCUGCGCUACAUGUACAAUAAGGAAGCAGUGGACUGGGUUGGGGAUUACAACGAGCCCCUGACGGGUUUCUCCUGGAGGGGCGGCUCCGAGCGGGAGACGACCGGGAUUCAGAUAUGGAGCGAGGUGUUCCUGGUGGACAAGCCCGAUGGCACCAAGGUCGCGGUGCUGCUGAUGGACACGCAGGGCACCUUUGACAGCCAGUCCACCCUCAGGGACUCUGCCACCGUGUUUGCCCUCAGCACCAUGAUCAGCUCCAUCCAGGUUUAUAACUUGUCCCAGAAUGUGCAGGAGGAUGAUCUGCAGCACUUGCAGCUUUUCACCGAGUAUGGCCGGCUGGCCAUGGAGGAGACAUUCCAGAAGCCUUUCCAGUCCCUUAUAUUCCUUGUUCGUGACUGGAGCUUCCCUUAUGAAUUUUCCUACGGAUCUGAUGGUGGUGCAAGAUUUUUGGAGAAGAGACUGAAGGUGUCAGGCAAUCAGCACGAGGAGCUGCAGAAUGUCAGGAAGCACAUCCACUCCUGCUUCACCAAAAUCUCCUGCUUCCUCUUACCUCACCCUGGCCUCAAGGUCGCCACCAACCCCAAUUUCGAUGGAAAACUGAAAGAAAUAGACGAUGAGUUCAUCAAGAACUUGAAGAUUUUGAUUCCUUGGCUUCUUAGUCCUGAGAACCUGGAUGUUAAGGAGAUCAAUGGAAACCACAUCACCUGUCGAGGCCUUGUGGAGUAUUUUAAGGCCUACAUAAAGAUCUACCAAGGGGAGGAGCUGCCACACCCCAAGUCCAUGCUGCAGGCCACAGCAGAAGCCAACAAUUUAGCAGCAGUUGCCACUGCCAAGGACACCUACAGCAAGAGGAUGGAAGAGGUGUGCGGAGGGGACAAGCCCUUCCUGGCUCCCAGCGACCUGCAGGCCAAGCACGCGGAGCUGAAGGAGGAGGCGGUGCGGCUGUUCCGCGGCGUCAAGAAGAUGGGAGGGGAGGAGUUCAGCCGGCGCUACCUGCAGCAGCUGGAGGCCGAGAUCGACGAGCUCUACAUCCAGUACAUCAAACACAACGACAGCAAGAACAUCUUCCACGCUGCCCGCACCCCGGCCACGCUCUUCGUCGUCAUCUUCAUCACCUACGUGCUGGCCGGCGUCACCGGCUUCGUUGGCUUGGACAUCAUAGCCAGCCUGUGCAACAUGAUUCUGGGCUUGACACUUAUCACACUCUGUACCUGGGCUUAUAUCAGAUACUCUGGGGAGUACAGAGAACUGGGAGCUGUAAUAGACCAAGUGGCUGCAGCCUUGUGGGACCAGGUAGGAUAAAGAGCUUUUGAUUUCAAACCCGCGCGCAGAAAGUAUCCUCCCUGCACCCCGCUGGGUUUUUUGGUUUAAGCAUUGGGUUUCCUGGGGAUUUUCCUCCCCCUUUGAGGUGAUUUUGGUUUUUAGGGUUGUUAGAUCCAGCUGCUUGUGCUGUGAUCGGUGCAGGGACGCCUUUCCAGUUUUAAUUGAAGUUUUAAUCUGUUCUGUAGAGCUUGCAGAUGGGCAGAGGAAUUGUUGCAGGUCAGUUUGUGCAGUUUGUUGUAAGGGGGAGGUCACAGGGCUGCCCUGUGCCUGUAGCACAGGUGGGGUGAGCAAGGCUGGAGCUGUGUCCCUGAGCCUCCAGUUCCUGUCCAGAGUGGAAAACAAGCUGUGUAGAUCUGAGAAAACUCCCAGCAAGCUCUUUUGUUCUGCCUUUUUCUUUCCUCCUUGUCUUACCUGUCACCAGAUGUGAUUUUGUGGAGCCUUGUGGGCAUGGGCAGCUCUGAGGGAUGCCCUGGGGAGGAUCCUGGUGUGUGUGCUUGGUGUGUGCAUGGCUGUGGCUGUUAAAGAGGAGCAGCCAGGGCUCUCCUCUGCUUCAGGGCAGGGAUUUGGGCUCUCCCAACUCUGCCAGAGGUCGGGGCCAGAUCUUGACUCUGCCAGUUUUGGCACCAGACCCUGAUUUCCCACUGCAGAAAAGGGAAAGCCCAGCCCACACAGAGUCCCCCUGACCCCUGCACCCCAUCCAGGGGUACAGUCCAUGUGUCCAGCUCUGCCCUCCUGCUCCUCCCAGGGCAGAGCUGGAGGAGCCCAUCCCUCAGGAGCCACCCCAGCUCUGAUUUCUGGCAGGAAGGGCCCUUCUCCUUCCCUGCUUUUCCUCCACCACAGAGGGUGUCAUGGAGAGCAAGCACAUUCCCUGCUUCCCUGUGCUGCUGCAGCUGACCAUGCAGCUUUGGGGGAAACAAAGGCAGCAUUUACUGAUGGUCCUUCAUUCCAGAGCUGGGCAGUGGUGCUGUCCCAGGUGGAUUCAUCCUGGCUGUCCUGUCCCCAGCACCUGAGCACCCCCAGUAAAGCCCCCUGCAGUGUCCCUUUGCCCGGGACACUUCCCAGCAGCCUGUGGGAUGUGCUGGAAUAUUCAAUCCCAUCCCAGUGCAGGAGGCAGUGGCAGUUCAGCAAGAACAGGCAUGAACAGCAGGAAGGUGCUGCCCACUUGCAACAUGUCCAGCUGGGGCAAAAUAAAGAGGGUAAAGUGCUUGGAGCUGGUGCUGGCUUCCACAGGCCCUGUGGCUUUCCAAGCAGAGGGAAAGUUCUCCCAGGAAGGAUUUGUGGCAGAGGGGAGCUGCUGGCUUGGGUGACUGUGCCCACCAGGAGCCAGCAGCUCUGUCCCGUGGGAGUGGGAGCAGUGCAGGAGGGAUGGCUGGACAGAGCAGGGAGGGGGUGACAGUUUGGGAUGAGCCCCCCAUGGAGCACCCCAGGGAUGAGCUGCCAUGGACACUGAGAUCCACAGAGCUGUUUCUUUCUCUCUCUGUCUCCCUUUGCCAAUGCCCCUCCCAGGGAAGCACCAAUGAGGUAAGUGGCUCUUGCUCUCUGCAUGCUGCCCUGGGCUCCUGGGAAAAGCAUCUUGGCCCCAAAAGCACCUUUGGGCUGCUGGAGGAUGGGAAUCACGAGGGCUC
This is a messenger RNA of Onychostruthus taczanowskii (white-rumped snowfinch), 3315 nucleotides long. RefSeq names its product atlastin GTPase 1 (gene ATL1). Gene Ontology annotation, molecular function: GTPase activity; GTP binding. The record is from RefSeq and is a predicted model, not a curated record. The coding region runs from base 110 to 1669 and encodes 519 amino acids. The transcript has 12 exons. Lineage: Eukaryota; Metazoa; Chordata; Aves; Passeriformes; Passeridae. Gene Ontology annotation, biological process: protein homooligomerization; endoplasmic reticulum organization.